CUGUGGACACUAAGCAAUGUGUCUUAGAUCUUUAUUAAGCCAUAAUGAAGAUAUCUGUCUGAGGGUGGCAGAGUGAUUUUGUUUUAUUAUGCAAUAAUAAAUACCUCUUAGGGUGACAGAAGAAAACUGGAAAGGCACCUGAGUCCAGAGCUAAACUGAGUCCAUACCUCAAACUUCCAGACAUCUCCUGAAGGAUGACACAAAGAUAGAAAAGUGAAGACAGCAUUUCUUCAUGAACAGAGUAUUAUUUGAUUUCUCUUUUUUACCAAAGAUGGCAGCAGAAAACACAAACUACACUCUAGAGCUACAACUCCCAGUCUGGUCUACUUAUCUCUUAGAAGGUUGUCAGCACUUCAUGAUAUAUCCUUUGACAAUGCUAGCAAUUCUGAUAGUAUUAUAUUAUCCUUUACUUUUUUCAUUCUCUGUGCUCUAUAUGGGCAGUGCAUAUUAUGCCUUUUGUAGAAAACUUUAUGACUUACCAGAUGAUAUCAAGAGUGAACAAUGGAGAAAACCAAGGAAAAUGUUGGCACUUGUGUCAGAUGUUGUUGGCAAGAUAUUACAUGGUUAUGAGGUCUGUGGAAUAGAAAACCUACCAGAAGGACCGGCCAUUUUGCUUUAUUAUCAUGGAGCUUUAACUGUGGAUUAUUAUCUCUUGGUAUUACGCAUCUAUAGACACACUGGUAGAUUCUGCUGUUCUGUGGUAGACCAUCUUCUUUUCAAUAUGCCAGGACUACAGCGGUAUUUUCACAUCAAUUAUUGUUCUCACCCUACAAGAGAAGACUGUGUGGAACUUCUGAGGAAAGGGAAUCUAGUGGGCAUUGCACCAGGUGGACUUCGAGAGCAAAACUAUGGAGAUCAUACGUACAAACUUGUGUGGGGGAAACGUAAAGGAUUUGCGCAAGUAGCCAUAGAUGCAAAAGUGCCCAUUAUUCCUGUGUUCACUCAAAAUAUCAGAGAAGGAUAUAGAACCUAUGGUCGCAUAAGAAUAAUGAAAUGGAUUUAUGAAAGAACACGGACCAUCUUCUUUCCAGUAUAUGGACUAAUUCCAGUCAAAUUGUGGACACAUAUUGGACAACCAAUUCCAUAUGAUCCAAAUAUAACUGCUGAUGAACUGGCUGAAAAAGCCAAAAAGGCAGUAGAAGCUUUACGAGACAAACAUCAAAAAAUACCUGGAAGUAUACUAAGAGCCCUUUGGGAACGCUUUGAGGUGCAUCACAAAGACGAAUAAUGGGAAUAAUAAAUUGUGUAUGCAAUGAAAUGAACUGCAGCAGUACUUUCGUUAGUGCUUCUAGACUUGGAUCCAAGCUUUCACAAAGGCCUUUUCUCCUUCUAUUAACCUGCCACACAGUUAAGAUGAUCAGGGAGGCCUUUCUCUCUGUUGCACCAUCAACACAGUUGGACUUGGUGGGGAUAUGAGAGAGGGCCUUGUUUAUCACUACCCCAGACUCUAGAACUCCCUCCCAUAGGAGGCCAGGUUGGCCCCAUCAUUCCCUGUCUUUUUUCCUUAGUGACAGGCUGUCACUAAGGAAGGUUUUUAAAUUAGAUGGUUUGCAUUUUGUUGCGUCUAAAUCUGUUUUAGUAAUGCUUUA
Molecule: messenger RNA, 1589 nt
Organism: Pogona vitticeps (central bearded dragon)
Lineage: Eukaryota; Metazoa; Chordata; Lepidosauria; Squamata; Agamidae
Product: DGAT1/2-independent enzyme synthesizing storage lipids
Cellular component (GO): membrane
Molecular function (GO): acyltransferase activity
Source: RefSeq, a predicted model, not a curated record